Biomphalaria glabrata is the source of this 1236-nucleotide messenger RNA. RefSeq lists its product as uncharacterized. The coding region runs from base 1 to 1236 and encodes 411 amino acids. The transcript has a single exon. The record is from RefSeq and is a predicted model, not a curated record. Lineage: Eukaryota; Metazoa; Mollusca; Gastropoda; Planorbidae.
AUGUCCAGAAAAGAAGAAAGACAUUUUACCCCCAGCCCACAUGUCCAGAAAAAAUUAAGACAAUUUAUCCCCAGCCCACAUGUCCAGAAAAAAAGAAGACAUUUUACCCCCAGCCCACAUGUCCAGAAAAGAAGAAAGACAUUUUACCCCCAGCCCACAUGUCCAGAAAAGAAGAAGACACUUUUACCCCCAGCCCACAUGUCCAGAAAAGAAGAAGACACUUUUACCCCCCAGCCCACAUGUCCAGAAAAGAAGAAAGACAUUUUACCCCCAGCCCACAUGUCCAGAAAAGAAGAAGACACUUUUACCUCCCAGCCCACAUGUCCAGAAAAGAAGAAGACACUUUUACCCCCCAGCCCACAAGUCCAGAAAAGAAGACACUUUUACCCCCAGCCCUCAUGUCCAGAAAAGAAGAAGACACUUUUACCCCCCAGCCCACAUGUCCAGAAAAGCAGAAGACACUUUUACCCCCAGCCCACAUGUCCAGAAAAGAAGAAGACACUUUUACCCCCCAGCCCACAUGUCCAGAAAAGAAGAAGACACUUUUACCCCCCAGCCCACAUGUCCAGAAAAGAAGAAGACACUUUUACCCCCGCCCACAAGUCCAGAAAAGAAGAAGACACUUUUACCCCCAGCCCACAUGUCCAGAAAAGAAGAAGACACUUUUACCCCCCAGCCCACAUGUCCAGAAAAGAAGAAGACACUUUUACCCCCCAGCCCACAUGUCCAGAAAAGAAGAAGACACUUUUACCCCCAGCCCACAUGUCCAGAAAAGAAGAAGACACUUUUACCCCCAGCCCACAUGUCCAGAAAAGAAGAAGACACUUUUACCCCCCAGGCCACAUGUCCAGAAAAGAAGAAGACACUUUUACCCCCCAGGCCACAUGUCCAGAAAAGAAGAAGACACUUUUACCCCCCAUCCCACAUGUCCAGAAAAGAAGAAGACACUUUUACCCUCUAGCCCACAUGUCCAGAAAAGAAGAAGACACUUUUACCCCCCAGCCCACAUGUCCAGAAAAGAAGAAGACACUUUUACCCCCAGCCCACAUGUCCAGAAAAGCAGAAGACACUUUUACCCCCGCCCAAAAGUCCAGAAAAGAAGAAGACACUUUUACCCCCAAGCCCACAUGUUCGGAAAAAGAGAUUGCAAUCGAGCGAACUGAGCAUGCUCGAGCUGGCCUGGGUAAUGUUUUGUCAGCUGAUUACACACACACACACUUACCCAUAUCCGCGUGA